This is a messenger RNA of Naegleria fowleri, 1428 nucleotides long. RefSeq lists its product as uncharacterized. The transcript has 3 exons. Gene Ontology annotation, molecular function: metal ion binding. The record is from RefSeq and is a predicted model, not a curated record. NCBI's taxonomy places the organism in Eukaryota, Heterolobosea, Eutetramitea, Acrasida, Naegleriidae. The coding region runs from base 1 to 1428 and encodes 475 amino acids.
AUGUCUCAUACCUCAUAUGCAACACCCAACACCACCCAUCGUGAAUCAUCCAUCACGAACGCUGAUUUCUCUACUGUGGAUGAGAAGAGGAUUAAAAUAUGUUUUGUCAUGAUUGAUGGUAUCGGAGAGGUUAAUUCAAAACAUUUGGAUGGAAAAACGGCAUUGCAAAGUGCCCAUACUCCGAAUAUGGAUUUAUUAGCCAAAACGGGAAUGAACGGUCUCAUGGAUCCUGUUCAACCAGGUUUGGCAUGUGGAUCUGAUACAGCACAUAUGAGUAUUUUCGGUUAUGAACCAAGACUUCACUAUAAAGGAAGAGGAAGUUUUGAGACCAUUGGAGCAGGUUUAGACAUGAAUCCUGGAGAUAUUGCUUUUAAGUCUAAUUUUGCUACUUGGAAUGCACAAACGAACAUUGUUGAGUUGCGAAGAGCAGAUCGACAUUUUGAAGAUAUAGGGCCUAUACUUUGCGAUUACAUUGAAAAAAGAUGCGAAGAAGGAGGAUUCAAUGCCAAGCAUGAUUGUGUUGUCUCUGUCAAAUAUGCCACAGAGCAUCGAUGUGGUGUGAAAGUUUCCGGUAAAAACUUGAGUGGAGAUAUUACAGGAACAGAUCCACUUGUUGACAAUUUGGCACUUGUAAAAUGUGAGCCUGUCAAAGGUCUCAAAGGAAAAGAAUUGGAAAAUGCAAAAAGAACCAGCGACCUAGUGAAUGAUUUGUCCUAUUUUAUUUAUGAACAACUUGUACAGCAUGACAUCAACAAGCAACGAAAAAAAGAAAGAAAGAAUGAAGCCAACAUUGUACUGUUGAGAGGAUGCGGUGUAUGUAUCGACGUUCCACCUUUUUCAGUGAGGCAUCCAGGCUUACGAUCUGUUAUGGUUGCUCCAACUGCUAUUAUUGCUGGCCUUGGCAAGAGUAUUGGAAUGGAUCUUAAAAAGGUAGAAGGAGCCACAGGAGAUUACAGAACUGACCUCAUCAAGAAAGGUUCAGGUUUUUUGAAGUAUUUACUUGGAGAGGACGAGCCAGGAAAUGAAAACAAAUAUAAUUUUGGUUUUUGUCACAUUAAGGCAGUCGAUGAUACUGGCCAUGAUGGAAAUUACAAUCUCAAAAAGGAAUUUAUUGAAAAAUCAGACCUAAUGAUUGGAAUGCUAAUGCAAGAAUUUGAGAAACGAAAACAGAGAGCUGUUUUUAUUGUGACAGGAGAUCACACAACACCCUGCUACUAUUUAGACCACAGUUUUGAGCCAGUUCCAUUGAUAAUAUCGGCUAAUUACUUGAAUUUGGAAAAGCAUCCUGAACUUGCUGACACAGUACAGACCUUUGAUGAAGUGUAUUCCAAAGGAGGGUUGGGCCGAUUUACAGGAAAGCAAGUAUUCGAUAUUAUCAGAGAAUACAUCAAUAUUACAACAAGCCAAGAAGAUUUCUUUAAAUUUUAA